UUGUAACACAAUACGCGGACCGCCAUGAACAAAUCCUCGUCGAAGGAGCCUUAAAAUUAUUAUGUCACCGGCUUAGUCAAGUAACCACGAAAGCUUAACAUGACUGAUAUACAAUUAUAUCGGGAUAAAACGGGGAGCUUGCCCUAUUUGUCGCACUGGGCACAAAAGGAACCCGCUAAGCACAGAUUUAUGGCAGGGAACACAGAUCACUGGGCAAAGAUGAAACAUAAGGUUGCUACAUUUUCCAUUCGAGACACGAGAGGACAAGUGAAGACGUUCCACGGUGAUCGAAUGCGGCACGAGCAACAUCCAGACAAGAAGUCAGAAGAAAAACUCCUCAAGUUCCGGCACGAAAUUGACGGGACCUUAACGCGUAUAGGUGGGCCAAAUUUCAGCGACAUUCUCGUCAAAGAGCUACACGGUAACUUGCCAGGGGAUUACCACAAGCCACGACCCUUGCCUCCCAAACUGUUGAGGACAUCAGUUAAUGCUAGGGCUAGAGAGGGGUACUUGUACUGGUAUAUGGAGAAGCCACCACCAAAGAAGGGUACGACCACGUUUGGCUCAGACAAAACCUUCCUUGGAUUGGGCAAAAGGUUUUUUCCCUGAUUAUGGUCUAAUCAGCUGGCUGGUUUGAACACUUGCGAUUGAAUUAACGUUGCAUCGGUGUACUGUUGAAUCGUGCAAUAUGAUAUACAUACAUUCAGCAAUAUUUUACGCGCCGUAUAAAACAAUUAAAUUGGGUAUUAAUAGAGGUGUAAGUUCUUAAAUUCUGAAUAUACGUAGCAUGCGCAUGCAUGCAUCAAGCUUGCACGUACUGUUAUUGUAGCAGAAUUGAAUCUUGUCCCAUGCUUUCGAUCAAUUGGGGCAAGCGAGUGACUCGGGGAAAGAAACGAGAUCACACUCAGGAUAGAAGAAGCAACAGCUUCCUUUCAUGUCCUGCUCUACUGCAGGAGUGUAUCCAAGCAUUUUUGAUAGGUGGGGGGAGCUUAAAACUUGUAUUCACAAAAAGGAGAAUUUUUUUCUUUCCCUAUAGCCAGCCCACAUUUUUUAGGGUGCUGACAAAUAUGUCUAAACGAAUGGAUUUCUAAAUACUUCACACUGAGUAGUAAAUGGCGUUUCGGAAGUUUUGGUGUCAGACAAGAAGUGGAAAAACACCACAGGUCUGAAGGGACGGGAGGAGGGGAGGGGGUGGGGGCUGGGAUUCUCCAAUCCCUCAUUUGUACCCACCACUUUGGUGUUCGGAGUUUGUUUUUCUUUCGUCAUUGGGCGAGAUGAGUGAGAAAAGCUAGAGCUUUACUUGAAAAGAGAUUAGGAGGAUUAAAUGUAAGAAUGAGACAGAACCCUUCCCUUCCAGAUGUAAACAAAGCAUUUGAUUUCCCUCCUCGCUCGUAGGCUCGUAAGAGGAAAAAAAAGCCAGACUACAAGUGGACCAGGUCGUUUCUUCUAGAGUAGAACAAGAUUUCCGGAAUCAUUUCAAAAACAAUUAAGAAUACUAAUUGGUUAAUGGUUUUUCUCUUGUUUGUUUUUAAAUUGGUAAAAUACGUGAAAAUCCUCUUCUCACGAGAUCAUAACAAUAAGCUUGGCGAACUGUAAAUAGCGCCGACAGAGUACGCCCGUCAACUAGGAAAGGGCGAACCUCCAUGCAUGCGAUCACUAAGCAAAUGAUUGAAUUAUCAGAUGGACCGUCACAUCUGUAAUAUAUUAACAUCUCCAGUCCUAAUGCAUGUGGUUGGUUGUAGUCGAUGCGAAACCGGCAGCGAGAGCACGCGAAUUGCAUGCGAUGAACGUAAACAAAAAUUGUUCCGAGGGAAUAAUGCUGCUAGAUUUCAAGAGUUUAAAUGCUUUUUCUUUUUAUUAGUAAAGAUCAAAUUUAAUCUACUGUUUGUAGUUUGUCUCCUAACAAAAUUCAACGCAAUUAUUAUACCUAGACCCUCAAGGAUAUACUACUUGGAUUAGUUGCUCUUAACACUGAGACAAUACAAGAACAAUUUCCUCGGGACGAAUAUUAAAAACGGCACAACUCUUAAUCCAGCAAGUAUAAAGAGGCCCUCUACUACACUUGUAAAGGUCACAGUUUACCCUGAAACAGAAUAUGAUUCGGUCAUUCACCUUCCUGUACUUUAUACCGUCCUUUGUGACCAAUGCAGUCUUGUGUGGUGCUUUCUGUCUUUUUUGCUGUUGCAACCUGAUACGUCAUAUAUUGAACAUCCUUUUGGGACGAACAUGAUUGAUUGAAAUGUAUUUAACUAGUAAUUCCGCUGAUAAAAAUUCUCGACUGAAUCGCCAAAGUGAUUAUAAUGGACGUAACAGGGUUGUCUAGGAGUUAAAACAUCAUUAACGAAAUUUAUCGGUAGUCAUCACUCCACGGUUCCUCCCAUUGCUCGAGCACCUUUAAAAUUCUUGUGCUUCCGUUUUGUCCCGUCAAAUAAUAGUGUGCUAAGAAGAAAACUAUGCGCUUAAAACUAUGUCCUAAUCAAAUAAGGAUUGAUCACUUUAUCAGAGGAUAUGAUGGGAUAUUUGUAAAGUGAUUUGUUGUAAGCAUAUUUCCGGAUCAGUUGCAACAACUUAGAAGUCCAUAAAUAUCUUUGAAGUAAUUCAAAUUCUCAGCAGGGAUGUAGGGAUGUUAAUAUUUUCGAACUUUAUCACGGUAAUUCAAAAUAAAAAAAGAAAUUCGUCACCCAAAUGAAA
Messenger RNA from Pocillopora damicornis (cauliflower coral), 2691 nucleotides. RefSeq lists its product as uncharacterized. The record is from RefSeq and is a predicted model, not a curated record. NCBI's taxonomy places the organism in Eukaryota, Metazoa, Cnidaria, Anthozoa, Scleractinia, Pocilloporidae.